This is a messenger RNA of Schistocerca nitens (vagrant locust), 530 nucleotides long. RefSeq lists its product as uncharacterized. The record is from RefSeq and is a predicted model, not a curated record. Bases 36 to 452 code for a protein of 138 amino acids. The transcript is spliced from 2 exons. Lineage: Eukaryota; Metazoa; Arthropoda; Insecta; Orthoptera; Acrididae.
GAAGCGCUGCCUGGCAGCGUCCAGCACAGGAAGCAAUGGCGCAUCUCCAGCUGCAGGCAGCGGCCGUGGCGGUGCUGGCGGCGCUCGUGGCGGGGGUCUGCGCGCAGGUCGGCCCGGCGCAGAGCUUCGCCCGGCCCGACAGGCUGGACGUGGACAGCGCCAUCAACGACGAGGCGCGCUUCCAGGAGGCCAUGCGCUGCAUCCUGGAAGGCGACGACUACAAGUUCUGCGACCACCACACUGUCGGCAUCAAAUAUGAUGGCUGGCGGAUGCUGGAACGCGGGUGCAGCGGCCCCUGCACGCCGGACGAGCUGUCGGUGUACAGGUUCCUGGCACACGUGUCCCACAACAAGCCGGAGCAGUGGAAGCAGAUACUGGACAAGUUCGACGCGGACGGCAAGCUCAAGCAGAACAACAGCCAACAGUGGAGGGAGCACGGAAUUAAAGUGUAGUCCCUGCAGUGCGACGCAAGAAAAAAAAAAUCUGUACUGAACUGUUCCCAUACAAAAAAUAAAUAUUUUUUUAAAGAA